This is a messenger RNA of Danaus plexippus (monarch butterfly), 868 nucleotides long. RefSeq names its product gamma-glutamylcyclotransferase-like. The transcript has 3 exons. The record is from RefSeq and is a predicted model, not a curated record. Gene Ontology annotation, molecular function: gamma-glutamylcyclotransferase activity. Bases 204 to 728 code for a protein of 174 amino acids. Lineage: Eukaryota; Metazoa; Arthropoda; Insecta; Lepidoptera; Nymphalidae.
GUUUUAUGUUUUUAUACAAAUGUCAAAAAAAAAAAACAUUUCAAUUCCUUCAACCCAGCUUCACUCAAAACAGACAAAUAUGUUGAGAACAGAUAUUUACAAACCUGAAACGUUCUUAUACUUUUCUUACGGCAGCAAUAUGUUUUCGUUUAGAAUACACAUGAAUAAUCCAUCAGCGGAAUUUGUAUCAAUAGCAAGACUUGAUGUUAGAUUUUAUAAAGUAUUCCAAAUUCUGGGGAGGACCUACGGCUACCAUCGUGCCGACUGCGAACGCCCAAGUGUGGGGCGUUAUAUGGCGCUUGGACGUAGACAAAUUGUCGAUUUUGGAUGAGCAAGAGGGCGUAGAACGUAAAAUUUACUACCCAACUCACGUUCAAGUACUCACACCUUACAUGGGGUCUUUUACUUGUCGUGUUUACAUCCACAAGGUCAAUCCGUUGCCUAGAGGAGACAAUGACGUCAUACCUGUCGAGCGCUGGCCUUCUUGGACUUACAAAGAAGUUAUCAUUAUAGGUGCAAUGGAGCACGAGCUGCCAGAAUACUAUAUACAGAGUUUAGAAAAAAUUAAAGACAACGGGGAAAGGGGAUGCCUCAAGAUGUAUAGUCUACUGAUACGAUAUGCUAAUGACGCUCCUUGCGUCUGUCCUCUCCCGCGCCGGAUACCGAAACCACCAGUAUUAGACUUGCGAGCAUUGAGGGAGCGGAACAGAGAGGGGGUUGAAGAUUAAGCCAUGUCAAAAAAAAUAUUGACGAAGGCAAGGAAAUAAUAUUCGGGGUUUAAAGUGGUUUCACAUAUCUUAAUGUUUUUAUUCUCAAGAAAAUUUAUGUACAAAAUAAUAAAAGACAUUAAAUUAAAAAAUCAAUUUUA